AUGAAUAACUUGCACUUAUCCUCAACAGUAUUAAAUGAGAUACAAAAUCCUGAUGAUUUUAUCGUUGUUUGGACUUCUUCAAAUGAUGCACCGAAUGAAUUAAAUAACUUUGCUGAUUAUUUCAUGAAAUUUGAUUCAAAUGAAACUGCUCACAACUAUAUAGAAACAUCUAAAAGUGAAGGGAAAAUUCUUCUCAUAUUGACAGAGUUCGAAUCUCUAUCGGCUUUUGAAAAUUUGAUUCAAAUUCAGUCAAUUUAUGUUUUCGACAGAAAUCAUCAAAAUACGCAAUUUGAAAAAGAACAUCAUCCAAAAUUAGUUGCUAUAUUCAAAGAUAUCAAUAGCUUAAUCGAGCGAGUACGUAAAGAUAUAUUGUUAACACAUAGAAGCGAUUUAUCAAUAAGUAUUUCUUCAUUAAAUGAAAUAAAAAUCGAACAGUCUUUAACGAGUUUACAUGGAAAUACAUUAAUGUUCUUGUGGAAUCAAAUUUUUUUUCAUUAUCUGAUAAAACCGUCAACGGUUCAUAUGGGAAAAUUAAAGGAAGAUAUGUUAGAACAAUGUCGAUUGGAAUAUCAGCAUGAUCAAAGAGAAAUCGACAGAAUCAAUGAUUUUGGUCAGAAUUGUUCAGGUGACAAUAUAUUACAAUGGUAUACGAAAGAUUCAUUUUUAUAUCGACUUUUAAAUAAAGCAUUCCGUACAAGAAAUAUUGACUUAAUAUGCAAGUUUCAAUAUUAUAUUAUUUUGUUAUAUAAAAAAUUUCAAGAUUUAUCAAAAGAACAACAAGAUAGCCCUUCGUUUGUUUAUCGAGGACAAAUUCUUAAUGAAAACGCUCUUAAGGCUUAG
This is a messenger RNA of Rotaria socialis, 840 nucleotides long. NCBI's taxonomy places the organism in Eukaryota, Metazoa, Rotifera, Eurotatoria, Philodinida, Philodinidae. The record is from the annotation of a GenBank genome assembly.